CACCAUGACACCAUAGCACCACAUCACUACAUCACCAUAACACCACAUCCCCACAACCACUUCGCAGCCACUGCGUGAACCACCGCGCCUUUCUUUAUCCACCAUGGGCAUGAGUACUCCUGCUGAGAGCUCUCCUACAGAAGCUCAUCUUAACGAUUUGGCUAUGCGUACUGUCCUCGAAGAUUCUGGCGGUUUCAUAAUGGUCAAAAUCCCAGAUUUUGAGACACUAUCGGAAUCCGAGAGGAUAACUAUUUUCAAAAAAGCACAAGAACUACAGAGGAAAAAGCCUUUCGGCGCUGAUAAUCUCGCAUCAAGACUUCGGGAUUUAACACCGCCGAUAGACUCGGAGGAGGAGCUCGAGGAGGCUCGCGUCCUAGAGUUCCGAGCGCGGAAAGAACUGGAAGACGAUGGCUGUCCUCCCUGCUACCCGCCCGACCUCGAUUUUCCCUUGCGAAACCCUCCUAAGAAAUAUCAGGCGAUAAUACAGUACUGGAAAUCGGUUAGCGAUGUGGUGCUUUGCUACCAAAAAUUGGACUGGGAGAAAUUCCGCAGGCUUCAGGCGAUGGUCCGCUGUCGAAACCGGCCCUUCAGCAAAUUUGUGGACGAGGUUCGCGAACGUCGACAAAGGCAUGGACUGGGUGGCGAUGUCCGCCUUCUCUUGGAUCUAGAGCGACAAAGUCGGCUAGACAAUUGGAUAGAGUUUCAGAACCGCCAUCUUAAACGCCUUGAGCAGUUUGAAAAGGAACGAGACAGGUUAAAGCAAGAGUUGGAUGAUGCUCAAAAAUUGGCUGGCGACAGGAACACCACACGUCCCAAAGUCGGACCAACGCGCGCAGAAGCCCUCAAGCGACGUCUGGAGGUAACUGAACGAGACCUGAAAUGGCACCACGUUCUACUGCACUGGAUCGAGCAGCGGCGACUAGCGAUGGAUCCAGGGCAUCCGACACCCAUUAAAGAAGAUUAUGAGGAUCAGGAUGCCGCACCAAAGGCCGUCCGAAGGACCUCCACUCGUGGACGCCCGAUCAAGCAAAUAAACGGCCCUUCGGUCCUCGGCCAGGUCAGGGUCACGAAGCCUAAGUCGAAGGAGCGGAACACACGGAACAUGCAGACCCAGAAGCCCAAGGCUCCAGGACUCGAGCCUCCUAUCCAGAACUUAGACGUCAUCUUGCAGAGCAGCACUUCACAGGCGUCGAAGCGUCCCGAGACAAAGUCUCGGCAUACUAAGAUUGAUAGGCCACUCCGCCAAAUUCACCCACAGAGUGUGUCUAAGGCAAGUCGGUUCGCCGGUAUCAGGGUGAAAUCACCAUUAGGCCCACGACGCCGUGGUGCCGAGAAAACCCAAUCUCCAGACCUAGCACGCCGGCCGACGCCACAGCGAGCGCAGUCCGCACCUACCACCACACGAAGCGGACGGAUAUCAAGGCCGCCAACAAAACGGGCUCCUGGGAGCGGGGCUUUCGCUACGACUCCCCCCAUACUGCCGUGAUCGAGAUUCACGGCGUAGGGGUGGGACCCUUGGGUGAACACAUCGUAGUUGUACUUCUGCUGGGGCUCAACAGCCAUGCGACGGACGGCGGGAGCGCCAUCUGUCUCGGCGUUCUGACGUACGGCGUUGAGGGAGCCGAAGAGGUCGCUAAGUGCCAACCUGGUGAGGACGUUCGUGGGUGUCAGAGUGGCAUAGACGAAACCCUCCAUUUUGGCGACGCGUAGGCUCAGGUACCCUGACAGAAUUCGUGAGACUGCUGCAGAUUAAGUCAGCCUCUUCAUGACCAUAUACGACAACGCAACGUAAUUUUAUUUUUUUCCCUGAAAGUUGGUGUGCAUUUAGAGAAUUACCUCCUAAUAUAUACUGCCAAGUUUUGAAUUAUUUAGUUGACGUUGUGGCACACGGGCCAUAUUAAAGCGUCCC
Mytilinidion resinicola is the source of this 1909-nucleotide messenger RNA. RefSeq lists its product as uncharacterized. Bases 104 to 1486 code for a protein of 460 amino acids. NCBI's taxonomy places the organism in Eukaryota, Fungi, Ascomycota, Dothideomycetes, Mytilinidiales, Mytilinidiaceae. The record is from RefSeq and is a predicted model, not a curated record. The transcript is spliced from 4 exons.